UUGUUUACUAACAGUCCUCCUCCUUGACGGCUCGGGCACACUGCUCUGGAUGGCUGUGCACAGUGCAGUGUGCUUACAGUGAAGCACCAAUACACCGCCACCCAGUAAAACACUCCCAGCACACAGUUAACCCUUUGAUCUCCCCUCAUGUUAACCCAUUCCUGCCCAGUGCCAUUAGUACAGUUGUCAGUGCUUCUUAUAAGCACUGAUCACUGUAUUGGUGUCAUUGGGGAUGUCAGUGACACCAAGUCAGUUCCCCCCAGUGUCAGAAUGCCUGCCGCAGUCCUGCUAUAA
Molecule: messenger RNA, 294 nt
Organism: Staurois parvus
Lineage: Eukaryota; Metazoa; Chordata; Amphibia; Anura; Ranidae
Source: the annotation of a GenBank genome assembly